This is a messenger RNA of Mycena indigotica, 2079 nucleotides long. Its product is annotated as Monocarboxylate transporter. The transcript has 3 exons. Gene Ontology annotation, molecular function: protein binding. NCBI's taxonomy places the organism in Eukaryota, Fungi, Basidiomycota, Agaricomycetes, Agaricales, Mycenaceae. The record is from RefSeq and is a predicted model, not a curated record. Bases 1 to 2079 code for a protein of 692 amino acids.
AUGGCCGCCCGCGCUGGCCCCACUACCACCGCUGGCGCGACGCCGCCCGACCCGCCCUUCCCCGCGCUCUACCUCCUCCCGCUUGACGGCUCCUUCUACCCGCCAAAGCGCAUCUUUCUCCCGCCCCCCGCGGACGGCGGUGCCAUCAGCAAGGCGGGUCCGCCAGAGAAGGACAGGGUGGUCAGAAUCGGGCGGCAGCUGAACGCAAAGGCCCAACCCACAGCGGCGAACGGUGUGUUUGAGAGUCGGGUGCUGAGUCGGGUGCAUGCAGAGGUGUGGGUCGAAUUUGUUUAUGGCGAGGGGGACAAAGAAAAUGCCGGGAGCCAAAGGGAGGGAGGGCUGAGGGUGCUCAUUCGCGACGUGAAAUCGUCUAAUGGGACGUUUGUCAAUGGCGAGCGGUUGGCUCCGGAGGGCGUCGAGAGCGCUCCUUGCGAGGUGCGAAGCGACGAUAUCCUGGAAUUCGGAAUCGACAUCAUCGGGGAGCAUGGCGAGGUGGUGCAUCGCAAGGUGUCUGCGCGAGCUACAUGUGCAUUGACCGAGGCAGAGGCCAGUCGUGCGGUGAGAACAGAGCAGCGAGUUUACCCGCCUGCCUCGCCGCCUUCACCAUCUUCCCCUUCUCCGGCCCCAACGCCACCGCCCAGCACAGGCCCGGUCGUCACGUUUGCAGAACCCGCCAAUCGCCGGCCACAGCACCAGUCAACGAACUCCUUUGGCAGUCCGGGCAGCAGCGGCGCUAAUGCCAGCGGGAUAGCAGGCAUGGGCGGGAUGGGCACCGAGCGCAUUCGGCCCAAGUCGGGCGACUUUGAAAGCAUAUUAGCGAGGUUGCGGGAUGGGCCGAGGGCUGCGGUGGCUGCCCAUGCUACCCUGGACAACGAGAAUGCGAAGGCGAACGAUAAACUUGCAGACAAGGAGAACGUCAGCGAGGUGGUUGCAGAGUCGAUACUCGCGCUAAAGCCGAUGCCGGCGACGACAACGACAACAGCAAUUGACGCCUUGACAUCAGAGGUGGCGGAUACACGGCUGCAGCUGGACGGCGCGCUUGUUUCGGCGUCACUGUUCAUGACACCCCCACCGUCAGCAACAGAACCACGGAUUCUCGCCAAUGCAUCCUUUCUUGCGGCGGAGCUGACAAAGCUUAGAGAGGAGGCUGGCGCACUGCAGCGGGCAAAGACCGGUGCCAGAAGCCGGCGGAGGAGGAGGCGGGAGGAGGAAAGGAUGGCUGUGGCUGCUGAGAGUCCUAUAGAAGACGAUGGGUGGGAGGACCUAGGGUUCGACAUGCCCGCUAUGGAGCUCGCGAGUCCGAGCGGGACGGUGCCAGACUCGCCGCUCGCGUUCGAGCAUCAGGUCCCGGGAAGGAAAAAGGAGGAGGAGGAAAAAGAAGCGGUGGGGAAUGCGAAGCGGCAGCUGGACGCGUUGGAAGCGCAGUUGCAUCUGCUCCAGGACGGGCUCAGAGCGAUGCAAACCGGACAUGCGCAGGAAACGGCUGUUGUCGAGCCCGAGUUGGAUGGGCUGGUGAAGAGGGUGGACAGGCUGGAGGAGGCACUCGCUUCUCCCCAGGUACUAGUGCCGUCCCGGACCCAAACUGAUGUGCAGAGGAUCGAGAUGGAGACGACACUGCGACAUGACAUGAACGCGCUACAGGCAGAGUGGGCUGCGUUUCGCGUCGAGGUCAACGAUACCACCACGGAAUGGCAAGACCAAGACAUGCUUGGGCGCUGGCUCGCGGCCGGGGAGGCUCGGUCUGAAGACGACGAUACCAGCGAUGUCGAGGGGCAUUCGCGCGGUGUUUCGGGGUCGUCCAGCGCCAGCGACAUCGCUAUACCAGGGCGAUGGCGAACAGGAGGCGCAUGGGGACUACUAACGCCGGCAGGAAGUGUGCGGAACGGCCAUAGGGCUGCUGCGGCACUACCAGAACUAGCUCCCGCCCCGACGCCUGCAACAGAGCCUCGGCCUGUGCCGAAUGGCCCUAUAAUCGACCACACAAAUCGUAGAGGCAUAGCACGUGGAGAUGUGCUCCUACUGCUAGGCGCGGUUGGGGCUGGGGCGGCGAUCGUUGGGGCGGCGUGGUGUGGCGCGUAG